UUGAAGGGCAAUAAAAUGACCAAAUGUGGGGAAGGCUUUGAGUUAGCGCCACCCACCACAAUGCCUAUAUUUAAAGGAACUCCCCAAGAUUCAUGCUAUUCACUUUCCUGUUUUGCCUUGCAUCCCCUUGCUGGAAGAGCUAUGGCAACUACCUUCUCCAGCCGCAGCCAGUCUUUUUCCAACAGUAUCCAUGGACCAAGGGCAGGAAGCAAGAAGACCAUAGGCAGGCCUCAGACAGCAUCAAGUAUCUAUGGGUCUGUGGCUGCCCUCUUGCCCUCUGUCAAGGACAGCCUCACUUGGCGAUUUGGGCAGAAAGAGACAAAUAUCCUUGAUGUGGGUCAAAAGGGCACAAUGCAGAAUUUGAAUGAUCGUCUGGCUGCCUAUCUGGAAAGGGUGCGCUCUCUUGAAGAGUCUAAUGCACAGCUGGAGCAGAACAUCCGAGAAUUCUACGUGAAGCGAGCCUCAGCCGGUGGUCCUGAUCUGAGUGGCUAUUUUAACACCCUCAAAGAGCUCAAGUCUAAGAUUGAACAGGAGACCCUGAAUAAUGCUGGGCUGCUCUUACAGAUUGACAAUGCAAAACUUGCUGCUGAUGAUUUCAAAGUAAAGCUGGAAUCUGAGGUGGCCAUGCGUCUGUCUGUGGAGGGGGACCUUGGUGGGCUGCGCAAGGUCCUGGAGGAGGUGAAUGCAAGCCGACAUACCUUGCAAGUGCAAGUGGACAGUCUUCAAGAGGAACUAGCCUACCUCAAGAGGAACCACAAGGAAGAAGUGGCCUCUCUCCAAGGCCGGCUGGGGGGCACCGUCAAUGUGGAGGUGGAUUCCAUGCCUGGUGCUGACCUCCAGAAAAUCCUUGCUGAAAUCCGUGACCAGUAUGAGAAUGUAAUGGAGAAGAACCGCCAGGAAGCUCAGGCAUUGCACAAGUCCCAGUGUGAUGCCAUCAAUCAGGAAGUUGCCAUCAGUACUGAAGCUCUUCAGGCUGCGCAGAUGAAGAUCACAGAACUCAGACGACUGGCCCAGGCUUUGGAGAUUGAGCUGCAGUCUCUUCAGAGCAUGAAAAUAGCCCUGGAGGGAACCCUGGCUGAGACCGAAUCCCGCUAUGGGACGGAGCUGAUGCGGCUGCGUGACCUUUGCACUGCCAGGGAGGCAGAGCUGCUCCAGCUGAGAACAGAUGCCCAACGACAGGCUGAGGAUUAUAAGCGGCUGAUGGAUAUUAAGAACAGACUGGAACAGGAGAUUGCCACUUACCGGCACCUUCUUGAAGGGUCUGAGGCUCAGCCACCGGCUACCCCAGAGCCCUCUACAAGCCGCCGGGUGAAGACUGUCAUUGAGGAGCUUGUGGAUGGCAAAGUGGUGUCCUCCCAUGUGGAAGAGGUUGAACAACCUAUGUGAAAGCUGCCAUCUUGGUGACAAAAGCAGUGGAUGUGGUGUUGGUGAUGGUGUGGUAGAGGGAGAAACACAAUCCUGCAUGACAUUUUGCCCACAGGGCUGAUUCCACAGCGAAAGACAGCAUUCUGCAAAUAAAGCAACUCUUUCCCUUCAUUCAA
This is a messenger RNA of Pogona vitticeps (central bearded dragon), 1541 nucleotides long. RefSeq names its product keratin, type I cytoskeletal 17. Gene Ontology annotation, biological process: epithelial cell differentiation; intermediate filament organization. Gene Ontology annotation, molecular function: structural molecule activity. The record is from RefSeq and is a predicted model, not a curated record. NCBI's taxonomy places the organism in Eukaryota, Metazoa, Chordata, Lepidosauria, Squamata, Agamidae. Gene Ontology annotation, cellular component: cytoskeleton.